UUGUUGUCGGUUUGCACCGAAGUUAACCAAGACAGCAAGCAAGCAAACUCUGAACCUUCUUUCUUCCACCUUUUAUUUCUGAAAAAAACGACCGAACCAAAAUCAUUACAUGAAGAAGCGUCUUGCAUCCGGAAUUUGAAAGGAAUUUGUCAUGGAGAUAAUCUCACAGAGCUUCAUACCUCAGUGCUCUGUGGUGGCCUGGAGUAGUAAACUAGCCAAGAACAGAUUGGUGCCAAAUCGAUCAAACAUCUUAUUGUCUGGGGUCAGAAAACCCAGACUUGUGAUACGAAAUGGAAAUUCUGAUGGUUAUGUGGUUGGUGAGAAUGAGGAUUUGGGUGGUAUAACCAGAAGAGGAGAAUCAAAGUCGAAGGUUUUGAUUCCUGGUUUGCCUGAUGAAUCAAAAGGCGAGGCUGCUGCUCAAAUCAGUCGUUCUCACUACGAGUGGAAGCCUAAGCUCACGGUACAUAUUGAGAAAUCUGGUUGUGAAAACCUCGAGGCUCCUACGGUGUUGUUUCUUCCUGGCUUUGGUGUUGGUUCAUUUCACUAUGAGAAGCAGCUUACGGAUUUGGGAAGGGACUAUCGAGUAUGGGCGAUUGAUUUUCUUGGACAGGGUUUAUCCCUCCCGAAUGAAGAUCCUACUACCAUAUCUGAAGAAACCGGUGGCUUGGGAAAAAAUGAACCGUUUUGGGGAUUUGGUGAUGAAGCUGAACCUUGGGCUGAUCAACUCGUUUACUCUCUGGAUCUCUGGAGGGAACAAGUUCAGUAUAUUGUAGAAGAGGUUAUCGGUGAGCCCGUGUACAUUGCAGGGAACUCACUUGGAGGGUAUGUAGCUCUCUACUUUGCAGCAACCCAUCCUCAUCUGGUGAAGGGUGUUACGUUGCUUAAUGCAACACCUUUCUGGGGUUUCUUCCCUAAUCCAGUGAGAUCUCCAGUGUUAGCACGUCUCUUUCCAUGGUCUGGAACAUUCCCUCUACCUGCAAGAGUGAAAAAACUCACAGAAUUGGUGUGGCAAAAGAUAAGUGAUCCUGAAAGCAUAGCUGAGAUACUUAAGCAGGUCUACAAAGACCAUUCUACCGAUGUGGAUAAAGUAUUCUCACGUAUUGUGGAGAUCACGCAGCAUCCGGCUGCUGCAGCGUCGUUUGCUUCAAUAAUGUUUGCUCCUGGUGGACAGUUAUCUUUCAACGAAGCUUUAUCAAGGUGUAAGCAAAACAAUGUUAACAUAUGUCUCAUGUAUGGAAGAGAAGAUCCAUGGGUGAGACCAAUAUGGGGAAAGAAGAUAAAAAAGGAACUUCCCAACGCUCCAUACUACGAGAUCAGCCCAGCGGGUCACUGCCCACACGAUGAAGUCCCUGAGGUGGUGAACUAUCUGAUGCGCGGGUGGAUCAAGCACCUGGAGUCUGGUGGUUUUGAAGCGCUCCCGCUUUUGGACGAUGGUGAAGAAGACUGGGAGCAGUCCCGCAUUGCUCGGGAAAUCGAGUUUCCGAGAGAAGGUUGGAAAAAAGCAGUGAAUCUGUGGUUGUACGGGUCAAAGUAUUCGUACUGGCGUGGAGUUGGAGAAGCCUUCAGGGCCAGUUUUAAUAGGGCGUUUGGAGGGAAAAGUCUGCAUAGAAAGUAGCAUUUGCAACCGUCGUCGUUUAAUGUAAAUAGUUGUAAUCUAUGAUAUGCAUCCGAUGCUAGAAUGUUGUCUGAUAGAAUAGAAUCAAGUUUCUAAAUGUUCAAAAAGGAAAACGGAUGAAAAAAAAAAAAAAUCAAAAAUCUUCUGCCUGUUGCGUAUA
Molecule: messenger RNA, 1775 nt
Organism: Eutrema salsugineum
Lineage: Eukaryota; Viridiplantae; Streptophyta; Magnoliopsida; Brassicales; Brassicaceae
Product: pheophytinase, chloroplastic
Exons: 6
Coding region: 152-1615 (487 amino acids)
Biological process (GO): chlorophyll catabolic process
Cellular component (GO): chloroplast
Molecular function (GO): pheophytinase activity
Source: RefSeq, a predicted model, not a curated record